AUGUUACACGUGGGCGUGGGGAUAAAAGAAAUUAAUAUUAAACAGUUUUACGGCUUCACGUACGUGAUACAUUAUUACGUAGAUCGUACAUUGUAUCUUGCUCUGAAAAUUUGAAAGGCAAAUAAGGGUUAAAGGAAGGAGUACAAAAACUAUUUUUCAAGAUAGUAUUAACCAACAGCUAUCACGCGAUAUUGCUAAACCUAGAUAAACAGUGAUUGUGAUGCAAGUUUUAUGAAAUUCUAUAAAUUGAAUAGCAUGUCUAACAAUUUAAAUAGUUUCAGUGAAACUACGACAAGUUAUAAGUCAAUAUUAUAAUAGUGCUAGUUCAUUAAUGAAACAAAAUUACUAUUCAAUAAUAAAAUAAUCAGGUGAUCCUGUCAACCUAAAAUUUGAUCAUUAAAAAUUAGACAAUUUCUUAACAAAUUUCCUUAUGAAAAAAUUAAUUGUUGUUUGAAAUGGCGUCUCCAGUCAAGGAAUUAGAUAUUAUAUUAAAAAGAACUGUAAAUGACUCGAAGAACAGUAAUGAGUCCUCAAACUUAUAAAAAUCAUAUUACAACAGAAGCUAUGGCAUCUAAUGGUUAUACUGAUUCUGAGACUCCAGUCAAGGAGUCCAAAAACCAUUCAUCACCUUGUGAGUUAUUCAAGUCAAUGCCAUGGUUUGGUAUGGAUAUAGGAGGUACAUUAUCCAAAUUGGUAUAUUUUGAACCUAAAGAUAUUACAAGAGAUGAAGCAGAUGCAGAAGUUGAGACUUUAAAAAAUAUUCGACGAUAUCUAACUAAAAAUUCAGCAUAUGGGAAAACAGGUCAUAGAGACACACACUUACAAAUGGAUAAUGUUUGUAUCAGAGGUAGACAUGGUACAUUACAUUUUAUUAGAUUUCCUACAAGUGAGAUGGGAAAUUUCUUAGCGUUAGCAAGGUCUAAAGGCAUGGCAAAUCUUGUCACAACAGUUUGUGCUACUGGUGGUGGAGCAUAUAAAUUUGAAAAAAAUUUUAAACAAGAAGUAAAUAUGAAUUUAGCAAAAUUUGAUGAAUUAGAUAGUUUAAUACGUGGUAUGCUCUACAUAGAAACAACAAAUCCACACGAAUGUUAUUACUGGUCACACCCUACGGAUGAUAGUAAAUGUCAGAAGGUUCCCUAUGACUUUUCUGAGCCCUACCCGUUUUUGCUUGUAAAUAUAGGGUCAGGAGUAAGCAUAUUAGCAGUUUAUGGGCCAGAAAAUUAUAAAAGAAUAUCUGGUACUAGUUUAGGUGGUGGCACAUUUUUAGGAUUAUGUUGUUUACUAACUGGAUGCAACACUUUCGAAGAGGCAAUAGAAUUAGCAACUGGAGGUGAUAAUACUAGAGUAGAUAAAUUAGUUAAGGAUAUUUAUGGUGGGGAUUAUGGUCCAUUUGGUCUUCCUGGUGAUCUUGUUGCAAGCAGUUUUGGACAGAUGAAUUCUAAAGAUCGACGGAAUGCAGUUAGCAAACAAGAUCUCGCACGCGCAACACUUGUUACCAUUACAAACAAUAUUGGUUCUAUCGCGCGUAUGUGUGCCGUCAAUGAAAAAAUUGAAAGGGUAGUAUUUGUAGGAAAUUUUCUUAGAGUAAAUCCUAUAUCAAUGAAACUUCUGGCCUACGCUAUGGAUUAUUGGUCUAAAGGAACGAUGAAAGCUUUGUUUUUAGAGCAUGAGGGUUAUUUUGGUGCAGUAGGAUGCCUACUUCAAUUUAAGGGUGAAGCAAACUAAUAUUAUAGAAAGACGGAUAAUAUAUAUAGCAUUCCAUUUGAUAUUCUAACUCAAAUGAAUCUUUUCAUGAGGGUGGUUAUGUAAUUAUUUAAUAUAAUUAUUUAUUUUUAUUAUGUAAUAUCAACAUUCUCAGGUAGUAUUGUAUAUGUUGUAUAUGCAAUGUUACAUCAAAUUUUAAUAAUGGUAUAAACUUAAGGUCAGGAUUGUAUUAUCUUGAAAUGUGACUAUAUUUAUUAAUGAAUGAGCACAGUAUAAUUAUACACAAUAUAAUCAUUUUAAAACGCGUUACAUGAUUAUUACAUAAAGACCUAAUGUGGGCACAAACCUUGCACGAGUUUGUAUAAGAAGAUUCAAUGGACCAAAACGCAUACAAUUUACCACGCAAUAUUCUUUGUAUAAGUAAAAUGAGUCUACCUCAUAUUUUACUUUCUAAAUGUUUAUGUAAAUACAUAUAUACCCAAAUUCUUACAAACAC
This is a messenger RNA of Bombus pyrosoma, 2200 nucleotides long. It is a transcript of the gene fbl, whose product is annotated as pantothenate kinase 3. Gene Ontology annotation, biological process: coenzyme A biosynthetic process. Bases 505 to 1725 code for a protein of 406 amino acids. Gene Ontology annotation, molecular function: pantothenate kinase activity; ATP binding. The transcript has 10 exons. Gene Ontology annotation, cellular component: nucleus; cytosol. The record is from RefSeq and is a predicted model, not a curated record. Lineage: Eukaryota; Metazoa; Arthropoda; Insecta; Hymenoptera; Apidae.